UCCAUUUCCCUAUCUAACUUCACUAGUGUACCAAAGCUUAAAUCCUAAACUAUCUAAUUCUUUUGCCUUUUUCCCCACCCACUUAGUUUCUUGUAGGCACAUAAAAUUAAUCCUCCUCCUAGUCAUCCUAGUCAUAGUGUCUACUACAUCCAUAAAUUUUUCUGAAAGAGUGUCUAUAUUCUACGUUCCAAAACGAAUUCUAUUAUCAUGAACUAGCUUCUUUACCCGCACCCGUUCAGGAAGAUGUGGGAACCCUUGUUUAUUUUUCACUGCAUCUAGGUGACGAUGCAACGACCCUUGUUCAUUUCACACCGUAUUGGAGCUAUACAACGGUUGCUUUCGUGCAACAACCUAGCAUUCAGACUAUUUCGUAUUUGGUUAAUGUCACAGAAAUUCGACAAAGUUUUAAGUUGGUUGUCGAGGUCGAUAUUGUUUGUAUCUGUUUUAUUUUCUUGAUUGUCAAUUGCAACGAGAAGUCAAAUGGUACAAAUAGGUCGAUCGUAGAAAAUAGCAUCAUGGGGUGGAGGAGAGAUUGAUUAGUGCUUUGAAGGGAAUAAUUUACAUCUUAAAGAAGUUUUCAAGGAUUGUAUUCUCUCAUUUGAAGAUGCCAAUGUGAGAGAUAUGAGGGUGGAGUCGAGUUCUUGAGGGAUUGUGAAAGAAACAUCAUUAAAGAACUCAUAUUCAAAUACAAUUUUUAUUAGGAAAUGUGGUGGGAAUGAUAAGGGUGAAAAUUGAUUCUUGAAAACUCCAGUUUAAUAGAAAGCGUUGUUGCAAUGUUGUAGAGUCCGGUAUGUCUUCGUAGGUAGAAUUGGACAGAACAUGAUGUCUAUCGUAUCUAUUUCUUUCACCUUGUAAUAUACUAUUUAUUUCAUUUGAAACACGAAACCAUAAGCUGAGGUUAUUUGAUGAUGAUGAUGAUAAAUUUCAAAAGAACAACUAAUUAAAAGCCGCAAACACAAAUUUCAUUUGAUGAUGAUGAUAAAAAUAAUAACAUGUAGUAUAUAAGAAACAAAGGAUACACCAAACAAUGGCAGAUGGAGAAUAUUAUUUAUUUGACAACAUUUCAGCUUAUCAAAUUCGCAGAACACCUCUGAUUUCUACCGCGCAGCAAGAUAGAUGUGUGUGGAAACUUGAGAAAAACAGUAUCUAUUCCGUUCGUAGCGCAUACAGGAGCAUCAUGGAAAAGGAUGUAAAUUCUCAUCAGCACGGAAUUGAUGGUAAUUGGAAGCAAAUUUGGCGCAACAAAAUACUUCCACGGGAUUAAGAACUUUCUUUGGCGAGUUACUCGCGAAUUUCUUCCAACAAAGGGUUCGACUGCAGGCUAACGGAGUCAAUUGAACCCAACAGUGUCCGUUCUAUAAUGACCACGAAGACAACAUGCACACAUUAUUUCUAUGUGGCAAAAUCGCCCAAUGUUGGCAGCUGCUGGGUCUUUGUUAAGACAUAACUGUUGCGAUUUUGAAUCCAGGUGAUAUCUCCUCUAUAUUUUUGCAAUUCUGCAUCGUUUAGAGCCCUCACAACAGCCAAUCUUUAGCACGCUGAUGUGGAUCAUUUGAAAAAAUAGAAAUAAUAUGGAAUGAUACCUCAGACAAGUGUCAGGUUAUCUGUGAUAGAGCCACGAUGUUGUUUUCAAGUUGGAAGAAUGCUCAGGAGGUAAAACAAACAUCAAGUGUAUCUCAUGCGGUCAGGCACGUUGAGAAAUGGGUUAAACAAUCUCAGGCAGGUACAAGUGUAAUGUUGACGCUUCCUGUCUGAAGCUCUGGAUAGAGUGGGCAUAAGAAUCUAUAUCAGAGAUGAAGAAGAAGCUUUUGUGUUGGCCGGACCGAAUGGAUAUUGAUAUUGAUGUUGAUCUCCUCUUCUUGAUAUUGAUGUUGGAGUGGCGCUUAAGUUGUUAAAGGCUAUGGAAUAGGCAAGAGAGUUACAAUUGUAGAACAUGUAUUUCGAGGUAGACGCCAAGACAAUUGUAGACAACAUAUAUGGGAAGCAGAUCGGUGUAUCGGAAUAUAAUGAAAUAAUUAGUAAAUGUGCUUAUAUGUCAAAUUCAUUAGGAGACAAUCAAACCAAACUGCUUAUGGGUUAGCUAGGGUGGCUCCUACGGAAACUAGUUUCCAUGUUUAUUCUCACAUCCCAACAUGUAUUGAAUCUAUUUAUUCUGCCACGUCAUUCUUGAAUCUUUCUUGAUAAAAUCAUUCUUGAUAUGCAUCAAGCCUAUUCUUGUCAAAAAAAGAAACAAAGGAUGGAAAUGAGGUAGGUCCUCCAAAACACUUCUCGCAGUCUUGAGUCUGAGGGUGUGUCUGAGGGAUGGGAGCCAUGCUACCUCCCUCGUUAUGAGAAAUUGAUUUUUCUCUCUUAAUUUUUCUCAUGUCAAACACAAAGUUUUAAAAAAGACGAUUAAGAUGUUUUUAACCCCACCAACAGAUGAGUAAGAGCCUCGACUUAACCAUUCAUUUGGUGAAAAUCAUACCACUUCGUCUCAUGUUGUUGUUCAGAGACAACACAUAUAUAAGACGGAUAAUAAUGAGAAAGGUAUAAAUUAAGCAAUGUCUCCAAAACCAAAACCAAAAGAAGUUGUGAGAUUAAGGAACAAAUUAUUCCUAAGCUUUUUGAUAUGGCAAUUAAUACCCUCAACUAUCAUCUUCCUUCUCUACUUUUCCAUUAUCCCCAACACCUCAUUUUCCUCCUUUCCCAAUUCAUCUUCUCCGUUUCUAUCUCCUUAAUCCCUCCACCUUUUGGUCCUCGUAAAAUCAACCCCUCGCUCGCUUUCAUUCUCUUUGUCCCCAUCACCGUGUUCACCUGGUCCGUUGCGGCACUUUGUCUCUUUGGAAGAGUUGGCUUUCCAUUGUUGGUUUCUUUCUUUCUGCUAUUUUAUCGAUGCUGAUUCCUUACCUUUACACGCACCACAUUGCAACUUGGGAGUUUGUAGCCGAGCAGAUUGUGUUUUUGGUUCCUACUUUUGCUAUCUUCUUCUGUUGGGAAUUGACUCAUACUUUACAUCGGGUUUUACAUACCAAGAGAUUCAUAUUUGCUCCCCCAAAAGGAUCAGCAGCCGCAGAGAAAAAUCCAAGUGAGCUCCUCCUUUCAGUUCUAGAGGAGAGUAAUCCAACAUCUCUUCUUCGAUAUCAUGCUUAUCUUGAUCUCUGUAUGGUUUCCGAGAACAAUGUUGACGCUUGGCGGCGUGCAGCAUUUUUUGAAGAAACCGGUGAGACUUACAAAAGGGUAAUUGCUGUGUGCUUGAGGCCUCUGGAACAACUUGCCUCAAGAUUAGGCGAGGACUUGGGGAAUUCUGCCGACAAACCUACAAAUCUAUCAAAUCAAUUAUCCUCCCCAACAGAUGUGAAGCACAUAGAAGAACUGGAUAACUUCCAGCCAUAUGCUUGGUGUUCGAGGAUUGUUGCCUCACUGACUGCCCGUUCACGCAAAGAAGAUAAGUUUGGGGUUGCUCAGCUUUCUGGGAAUAACGCUGCUGUGGUUUCGACCCUGAUAUCAUGCCUUCUUGCUGUUGAGAAUUUCAUGGGAAAGAAAACAAACCUGCAAUCACCAAAUCAGUUGGGAUCUGCUGUUAAAAGAGAAAAUGGGCCAGUGAAUUCAAAAGCUUAUGCUAUUGCUGAUGUUCUCAAGACAUCAAUCUAUCAAAUAGUAUCUGCAUUCCAUGAUGAGAUGUUGUCUGAUACUAAAUCAAGUCUUCUGGAGAAGGACUGGAUCCCAAGCAAGAAACCACUUUUUGGUACUCGCGAGAUGCUUAUUCAAAAAUUACGUCUUUUCCUUGUUUUUCGGGCUACCUAGAUGGUACAUUGUUACGUGGUUUGGUUGCUACUUAACUGGACUAAACAACAUGCUUGUAAGAGGCUAUACAAAUUGGAUGUAUUCAAGUAGAGUUGAUAAUUAUAUAGUUGGUAGGGAUAGAAGGAAAAGGUUCUCAA
Medicago truncatula (barrel medic) is the source of this 3920-nucleotide messenger RNA. RefSeq lists its product as uncharacterized. Gene Ontology annotation, biological process: nuclear pore organization. The record is from RefSeq and is a predicted model, not a curated record. Gene Ontology annotation, molecular function: protein-macromolecule adaptor activity. Bases 2872 to 3783 code for a protein of 303 amino acids. Gene Ontology annotation, cellular component: nuclear pore transmembrane ring. Lineage: Eukaryota; Viridiplantae; Streptophyta; Magnoliopsida; Fabales; Fabaceae. The transcript is spliced from 3 exons.